Micromonas commoda is the source of this 1587-nucleotide messenger RNA. RefSeq names its product major facilitator superfamily. Gene Ontology annotation, biological process: transmembrane transport. Gene Ontology annotation, molecular function: transmembrane transporter activity. The transcript has a single exon. The record is from RefSeq and is a predicted model, not a curated record. Bases 1 to 1587 code for a protein of 528 amino acids. Gene Ontology annotation, cellular component: membrane. Lineage: Eukaryota; Viridiplantae; Chlorophyta; Mamiellophyceae; Mamiellales; Mamiellaceae.
AUGGCGAGCGACGGGUUGGGCCGCGUGGAGGCCGCCUGGUUCACCCCGUCGCGUCUCCUCCUCCUCUUCUGCCUCAUGUCGCUGCUCAUCUACCUCGACCGCGGAACCAUGUCCAGCGCGGCGGUGAGCGGCAACCCCGGGGGCGACGCCCCCGGCUCGCCCCCGCCCUCGGGGCUCCAGGGCGAGUUCGGCAUAUCCUACUACCAGUACGGCUGGCUCCAGGCGGCGUUCAUGAUCGGGCUCCUGUGCGGCUCCCCCGUCUUCUCCGCGCUCGCCAAACGCGCCAACCCGUUCCGGCUCAUCGCCGUGGGCCUCGGCACGUGGACCGUCGCCACGAUGGCGUGCGCGACGUCCCCGAAUUAUUCGUGCCUCUUUCUCGCUCGGACCUUCGUGGGCGUCGGCGAGGCGUCCUUCUGCGCGCUCGCCGCGCCCUUCAUCGACGACUUCGCGCCGAGGGGCAAGAAGGCCACGUGGCUCGCGUGCUUCUACCUGUGCAUCCCGCUCGGCGUCGCCCUCGGGUUCAUGUACGGCGGCGUCGUCGGCGGCGCGCCGAGGAUGGGAUGGCGGUGGGCGUUUGCGUUGGAAUCCGCGGCUAUGCUCCCGGUGGUGAUGUUUUGCGUUUCGUCGGCUCCCAUUCCGAUGCGCGGCGUGUCUGUUGCGUCUUCAUCUUCUCACGUCUCCUCCGACGAUGCGGGGUUCGGGACGAUGACGAAUGGCGCGGGAGGCGAGGGGAGCUGCGAGAGCGACGCCGAGAGCGAUGCCGCCGGCGACGGCUACGGAUCUGAUCGUCGUUUGAGAGAAAGGUCACGCCGGAGAAAUCGUCGCCGUUUGGGGAUCUCUUCCGAGACGGCGGCGCGUGAGUUUUUGCGCGACGCCGCCGAGCUCACGCGCCACCCGAUCUACGUCGCCACCGUGGUUGGAUACGUCGCGUACACCGCCGUCAUCGGCGUGUACGCCGUGUGGGGACCCAAGGCUGCGUACGCCGUGUUUUCAACCGACUUACGCACGCCGAGCACUGCGGAUCUGGUGCUCGGUUUGGUCACCGUCGUCGCCGGCGCGGGGGGCACCGCGAUCGGCGGCGUCGCGGUGGACAGACUUGGGGACUCGGUGGGCAACGCACUGGCGGUGUGCGCCGUGUCCGGGGCGGCGGGGUUUAUCUUGCUGGAGGUCGCGUUUGCGUCGACUUCGUUUCCCGUUUUUUUGGCGUUUUUUUUGUUGGGUGAAACCGCUGCUUUCGUCACGCAGGCGCCGAUCAACGCCGUGGUGUUGUGGUCCGUGCCCCCCGGUACAAGGCCGCUCGCGUGUUCCAUGACCACCGUGGCGAUACACGCGCUCGGGGACGUGCCCACGCCGCCGCUGUUCGGCGCGACGCUGCAGGCGCUGGCGGGUGGGGGCGCGUUGAAGCCCGAGCACUGGCGCAUCGCUCUGUGCGCGUUCACCGCGGGGCUGCUGGUGAGCGCCGGAGUCUUGGCGAGGACGGCGAUGAGGGCGGGGAGAGGCGCGGGGGGGAGGGAGGGUGGGGACGGGGAGGAGGGUGGGGACGGGGAGGAGGGGGGGAGCGCGCCUCUGCUCGGCGGCUCGGAGUAG